UUUUCCCUUGGCAACCACUUCCUCUGAGCAUCAACGGCCAUCUUUAAUUGUAACUCAUUCAUGAAAAAGUUGUUAUCGAGCGUAUAAAAAAAGAGCAAGCCGACCCGUUUGCGCGCGGAGCGGCGUCGACGGCGCUUUUUGCGUGCAGUUCGCUGCGACUCGCACAAAGCAGAAGCAGAAGCAGAAGCAAGCCAAGCAGCACCGCGGAAGACACUGUCCGCAGAGAAUAAGUAAACACCGAGAGCGAUGAGAAAGAAGCAGACUGCCAAACAGAGGAAGACUGAGGAGACUACAGAAGUCCAAGAGUUUGUGGUGGAGAAAAUAAUUCGGCGGAGAAUCUUUAAUGGCAGAGUGGAGUACUUCCUGAAGUGGAAAGGCUUCACCGAUGCAGAAAACACGUGGGAGCCUGAGGACAACUUGGACUGUCCCGGGCUCAUUGAGGAGUUUCUGAGAGACGCUCAUCUACCCAGGGAGGCUGAAGAGGAGCAAAGUGAGCAGGAGUUCACUCCCAAAGAAGAAAUGGCAAAGCAGGAGACGGAAAUCUCCCAUGUGACGCCUCAGGAGCAGAAUAGCAGCGUCCUAAAGCCAGAUGAUGAAUCCGACGCCCCCACUGACCUCAGCACUUACCUCGAACCUGAAUGCAUCAUCGGCUCCACAGACCGAAAGGGAGAGCUCAUGUUCUUAGUCAAAUGGAAGAACUCCGACGAGGUCGCCCUGAUGCCGGCUCGCGAAGCAAGUGCCAGAUGUCCCCAGGUGGUCAUUGACUUCUACGAGCAGAAGCUGACCUGGCACUGUGGAGAGGGCGAGCAGUAAAUAUAAAUAAAUAAAAUGUGUGCUGAGGACUGUGGAUAAGCAGCUGCACUUCCACCUAAAGAUUAGUUUCUCCUCCAUCGAGUGUCCUCCAUCAGCUGACAUUAAAGGCACGCGGCAUGAAAUCACGUCCCGCUGCAGGUGGAGUUUCCCACUCUGGCAGCUGUGAGAUUCUCAGCGGGGGAUGAGGGUUUAAAGCACUGCCAGCUCUGCGGUGCUCAGUGAGGUUACUUUACCUCUGAGGACACCAAAAUGGAGACUAAAGCUAACUUUAGUUCAGAACAGCUGAUUUUUAUUUUAAUUUUGACUAACCUAUUGCUGCAUUCCUUUUCUGUGAUUAUGUAGCAGACUCGGUCACUGUGGUUGUGCUUUGUUUUAAGAUACUGUUUGUUUUUUUUCUGUAUUAAAGCACUAGGUACCUUGAAGUUUAAUGUUAGCAGAGUGAGCUAACUGCAGGUCAGUGCACAUUUACCACAUGUGUAGAGGUAAAGAUUAACCGUGGUUUUUUGGGGGGUUUUUUAGGGGGGUGGGGGUUAAUAUGUGUGGUGUGAAUUAACAAAAAGAAAUCAUUUUGUCUGUGUGACUCUAAGUUUAUUUUAAAAUAUUAAAACUAAUGUUUAAUAUUUUCCGAUUCAGCAAUCUGCAGCCUGUGUGUUACAGGCUACAUUUUCUUGAUUUGGUUGCAAUUUUACGAGAUUUAGGUGUAGUAGCAUUCUUUUUGCCAGUUGAUCAGAAGUGCACAGCAACAUGUGGGAGAGGGGCAGCAGUGAAAAAACUACUGCAAUUUACAAUUACGCUUUUUUAGGUUCUUUCAUCCAAAGUGUCGUCCUGGUAGAAUUAAGUUUCUGAAUAAGUUGAGUUUGACUCCUUUUAAUAUUUACCUUGUGAGCACCCGUUAUUAAAUGUAGCACUUUAGUUAAGAGACUGUACAUUUACAGAGCUGAGUCGCUGCUGGAAUGACUCAGCUGUUUGUAGUAGAUAACUGUUCUGAUGGCACUGAUGUGACUUUACAUAUCUCCCGUGACUGUUAUGGGACACCCAGCUGAACCUUAAACACACCUUCUGCUGUAACUGUUGACCUUAAUCUGUGAAGUCUGCAAAUAAACAAAACUUUUUAUAA
Xiphophorus couchianus (Monterrey platyfish) is the source of this 1930-nucleotide messenger RNA. It is a transcript of the gene cbx3b, whose product is annotated as chromobox homolog 3b. Lineage: Eukaryota; Metazoa; Chordata; Actinopteri; Cyprinodontiformes; Poeciliidae. Bases 247 to 813 code for a protein of 188 amino acids. The record is from RefSeq and is a predicted model, not a curated record. The transcript is spliced from 5 exons. Gene Ontology annotation, cellular component: nucleus.